Messenger RNA from Cucumis sativus (cucumber), 1754 nucleotides. RefSeq names its product fatty acyl-CoA reductase 3-like. Gene Ontology annotation, molecular function: alcohol-forming very long-chain fatty acyl-CoA reductase (NADP+) activity. Gene Ontology annotation, cellular component: intracellular membrane-bounded organelle. NCBI's taxonomy places the organism in Eukaryota, Viridiplantae, Streptophyta, Magnoliopsida, Cucurbitales, Cucurbitaceae. The record is from RefSeq and is a predicted model, not a curated record. The transcript has 10 exons. Gene Ontology annotation, biological process: long-chain fatty-acyl-CoA metabolic process; suberin biosynthetic process. The coding region runs from base 237 to 1568 and encodes 443 amino acids.
AUAUAUAGUGUUCUUAAAUAAUAAGACCAUUUCAUGGGUUAUUCUAAGUCCAUCUUGGAAAUAAUUCUCUAAUUAUUUCUCCCUUUGUUAGCUUACUUCUUCAUCCAUGGAGUUUCUUGAGAACAAGAGCAUUUUUGUUAUGGGUGUCACUGGCUUUCUAGGAAAGAUUAUGGUGGAGAAAAUAUUGAGGGUUCAACCAAAUGUGAAGAAGCUCUAUCUACUUUUACGUGGUGCAGAUGAAAUUACGGUCACACAACGGUUUCAUAACGAGGUUGUGGAGAAGGAUGUAUUUAAUUAGAGUGUUGAAGGAGAAAUGGGGUGGAAAUAUCAAUGGCUUAAUUUCAGAGAAGAUUUAUUUAGUGAUUGGUAAUAUCACAAGCCCAAAUCUAGGGUUGAAAGACUCAUAUUUGUUGAGAGAGAUGAAGGAUCAAAUAGAAAUUAUUGUUAAUUUAGCUGCAACUACAAAAUUUGAUGAAAGAUAUGUUGUAGCUUUUGGAACCAACACAUUGGGAGCUAAACAUUUACUAAACUUUGCAAAACAAUGUUCUAAGUUGGAAGUUGUUGUUCAUGUAUCCACUGCUUAUGUUUCAGGGGAAAAGGAAGGUAUUAUAGAAGAAAUCCCAUAUAAAAUGGGUGAGUCUCUUAAUGGCACUAUUGGACUCAACAUUGAGGAAGAACAAAAGCUUGUGGAAGAGACACUAAAUAAACUCAUAAGCAAAGGAGCUACACAACAAACUAUAUCUCUAACCAUGAAACAAUUAGGCCUCCAAAGGGCUAAGUUGUACGGAUGGCCAAAUGCAUACGUAUUUACGAAGGCAAUGGGAGAGAUGAUUAUCAAUGACUUAAAAGAUCAUAUACCAUUGGUUAUCAUACGACCUGCCAUUAUAACAAGUACUUACAGACAACCUUUUCCGGGUUGGAUGGAAGGGAUGAGGAUAAUUGAUACCAUCGCUAUCGGUUACGGUAAAGGAACAAUAACAUUCCUUCCCUUUGGUUUCCAUUCAAUCUUCGAUGCGAUUCCAGCAGAUAUGGUGGUGAAUGCAAUGAUCAUGACAAUGAUAGUUCAUGCACGUGAAGGAAAGCCAUGUCACGUGAUCUAUCAUGUUGGUUCUUCGAGGAGAAACGGUAUAAAAUAUGGGGAUUUGACGGGCUUUCUAGAGAAGUACUUUGUUGAGAAGCCAUGGAUAAAUAGAGAUGGAAAAGCAAUUAAAGUUAGGAAAACCAAGAUCUUCAACAACAUGGUUACCUUUGGUAGAUAUAUGGCCAUUCGGUAUUCCUUUUUGUUGAAGGGAUUGAAAGUGAGCAAUAUCAUGUUAUGCCAUUGGUUUCAAGAAAAAUAUGAUCAACACAAGAAAAAAUACAACCAUAUGAUGCGUCUUGUCCAACUUUAUCGUCCAUAUCUCUUCUUCAAAGCCACCUUUGAUGAUACAAAUACAGAAAGAUUGAGAAGAACAACAAGAAAUUUAGACCUUGAAGAAACAUUUUACUUUGAUCCUACAGUUAUCAAUUGGAAAGACUACUUUUUCGACAUCCACAUUCCUGGCUUGGUUAAGUAUGUAAUCAAAUAAUUUGAAUCCCCAAACUCAGAACUUUAUAUUAUAAACAACACAUAAAUUACUAGAACAUACCAAUUUAUACCUUCAACUUUUGAGUUGAAGAUGUAUCACUGUACUGUCGAUUGUCUUGAUUUGAACUUUUAUAAGUAUAUUAGUUAACACCAUACAUAAAGAAACAUUAUGAAAAAUAUCGUGUCA